Molecule: messenger RNA, 1506 nt
Organism: Schistosoma rodhaini
Lineage: Eukaryota; Metazoa; Platyhelminthes; Trematoda; Strigeidida; Schistosomatidae
Source: the annotation of a GenBank genome assembly
AUGGAAUGUGUCAAUUUAACUCCUUUUGGUGAAUUCCUAGUAUGGACUGCGGAAGCUGUUAUUUGGUUACGUCGUAAUUAUCGAAUUAUUGGUCGUGCUUCAUUACCAUUGGAAUUAUUUAAAGCAUGUAAUCAUAAUAAAUCAAAGAAACCAGAUCGAUUACCUGUUCGAUUAAGUUUUGAAGAAGUUGUUUUAUUAUUAUCAAAAGGUUUUAUUCAUGGUAUUUUAUGUAGUAGACCAGUAAUUUCUGUUCCUGAACCAUCAAAGGAAACAAUUGAAGCAUAUCAUCAUGCAUUAAUGAAGAAUGCAGAAGAAAUGGUUAAUAUAUUUAAAACUCAAAAACGAUUAAGAUUAGUUGGUUACUAUGGUCAGUUGUUGAAUGGUUUAAAGUUACGUCAACAACGCCAAGCCAGAUCCAAGUUAUUCAAUCUCAGUGAUUCAUCAUCAGUCAAUGCAAUCAACGAUAAUGGGUGUUCAAAAAACAAUGAUACAGAUAAUUUAAGUUCAUCUUUACAGUUAUCAUCUAGAAAACGACGCCGUCAACGACGUUUAUUUCAGAAACAAUUGAAAAAACAAAUGUUAAUGACUGGCUGUAGUAGUGUUGAUAAUGACGAUGAUAAUUUCAAUAUUUAUGACAGUGAUCAAGACGUUUCUGAGCCAUCUGAUUCACCUAUCACUUUGGAUGACCUAAUUUCUGUACAUUCUACUACACAUCAAGGAACAUCGAAAUUGUCUGUGAUACCAAGUAAAAACAUUGAGGAAUAUUUACCGUACAUUCCACAGCAUUUACCACGUCCUACACCUAUCGAAUGGAGACGUCCUGAUGAAUAUUUGUUUGUUAGUUUGCCGGAAAGUGUAUUUUCUGAAGGAAUUUAUUCAUUUGUCAUUUGGCUCAUUCAAUUGAUUCAAGAGAAAUGUAAAGCAACAAAUUUUUCUAAUCAGCAUACUGAUAAUCAAAAUAACAUUAAUAGUACACAAGAUAUGUAUAUUCAACGUUUACAAUCUUGUUUGAUUUAUAUGGAUUUAUGGAAUAAAGGUUAUUAUAUUAGUACAUCCACUAUGAAAAUGGGUGGUGAUUUCCUGGUUUAUCAAGGUGAUCCACUUUUAUAUCAUGGUAGUCAUAUUAUUACAAUUUGUAAACCAACAGAUUCAUUUUCCAAUUCAUUAUUAUUGGCUAAACUACGUAUUGCAAAUGGUUUGAAAAAAAUACUUGUUCUAGCUACAGUUAGUAAUAUUGAAAUGUAUACUAGAAAAUUUACAAUUCAAAGAAUAACACAUUAUGAAAUUAAGAAUGAUAAUAACAAUGAUAAUAGUGCUGUAGAUCCUCAAGCUAUUGUUGGUGAACACUCAAAAUUAUCUGUACAAUCAAAAGAAAUUACGUCCAAUGAAGGUACUCGUAGUAAUUGUAAUAAUAACAUUAAUGAAAUACAACCUAAUGUAAUUUACUUAUCCCUUCAGUAUAUGUCUUCACAUUCUAGUAAUCCAACAUUUUCAAAAUCAUUAUGA